CGGCGGAGCAGGAGCAGGAGCAGGAGCAGGAGCAGGAGCAGGAGCAGGAGCAGGAGGAGGCGCGCGGGGAGAUGCCGCUGCCGCCGGCUCGGGGCGACCGCGCGGAGCCCGCGCCGUCCAGGGCCCCCAAGAAGCCCACCGCCUUCCGCAUCUGGCGCUCCAGGAGGAAGCAGCGGCCUCCGCCGCCCGCCUGCGGGGUGUUCGUCCCGCACCCGCCGCCCGCGCCCCCCUGCGCGCCCAGAGCUUUGGAGGUAGUGGUUGGAGAUCAUGUGGCUCCAGAUUGCCAGACAUUUGCACUGCAUCGUGAGGAAUCCCAGCUCCUUGACACUACCAGUGCGAUACCUGGCCCUUUUCCUAUGGAACCUGGAAUGUUUAAAAAGUCCAGGGCGCAACCACCCGAGGAAAACAGACGCAAGCCGGUGUUGGGGAAGCUCGGCCACCUGUUCGCGGCAGGCAGGAGGAGGUCCGGCAGAAGCGGGGCGGAGAGCCCCACCAGCUCCCACGCCAAACCCGCGUCCCCCAAGGAUGGCACCUCUUCCAAACUCCCGGAAAGAGAGAGUGACAAGAGCAAACCUCAGGGCAGCCAACCGAAGCGAAGGGCCCCGGGCGAGGAGGGGCCCCCGCAGGAGAAGCCGCCGGCGCGGGAGCCCGGGGGGCCCUCGGACACCUGCGUGCGCGCAGCGCCCCCCGACGCCGGGCGGGCCCCGUGCGCCAGCGGACGCGGGGUGGCGGGGCCGCGGGGCGCGGGGCGGGAUUCACCCCAAUUAGAGCCUCGGGAGGCGGGGGGAGGGCCCCUCCCCCUCCCGGGGGCCGCCAAGCAGCUGCCCUCCCCGCUCGAGAGUCCCUCCGGGCAGGGGCGCGCGGAGGCGCGGGCGGGCGGUCCCGGGGAGGGCGCCCCCCGCGGCGCUGGCGGCGAGCAGGAGGCCGUCCCGGGCGCCGGGGCUGCGGCGGGGGCGCCCCCCGGGGGUGCGGAGGCGGCGGCGGGCGGCGGAGCGGGGCCCCUGCGCGGCCCCGGAGAGCGCGCGCGGCCCGCGGUGCUGACCCUGGUCGUCUCCCCGGGCGCGGGCGAGGGCGAGGGCGCGGGCGCGGGCGAGGGCGAGGGCGCGGGCGCGGGCGAGGGCGCGGCCCCCGGGCCGGAGGACUGCGGCGACCCCGACGACAUGGAGAGGAGGUCGUGCGGCCGCCGGGCCGGCAGGCGGCGGAGGCCGCAGAGGUCCGCCGAGUCCCCGGGGCCCGACGCGGCGCCGCCCGACAGCGCGGGCGGGGACGGCCCGGGGAGCGGCUGCGAGCGGGCGCCCGACGCGGCGGGGAGCGGGGACUCCCCGGCGGCCCCCGACCCGGGCGCUGCGGCGGCGGCGGCGGCGGCGGCGGGCGCGGAGGCCAAGGCCGGCCCCGGGGGCAGGGGGCAGCCCGGCGGGGAGGCGGAGCGCGGCCCGGCGCCCCCCCCGUCCCCCCCGCCGCCGCCCGCCGCGUCCCCGGCCAAGAGGAGGGGCCGGAGCCGAGGCCCCGAGGCCGCGCCCGCCGGGGAGCCCCCCGAGGACCGCGCGGACGGGGCGGCCCGGGUCGUGCCCCGCGAGCUCCCGGUCAAGAGCGCCUCGCUGCUGCCGGAGAUCAGGCCCGAGCACAAGAGGGGCCUGGCCCCGGGCCUCCCCGACGGCCGGGGCGAGGGCAGCCGAGGCCGAGAGCCGGGCCGGGCGGCCGCUGCCCCCGACGCCGACGGAGGGAAGCCCAGGAACCAUCUCGGCGCCGGCAGGUCCACGGUGACCACGAAGGUGACCCUCCCGGCCAAGCCCAAACAUGUGGAACUAAAUCUUAAAACUCCUAAGAAUCCUGACAGUUCGGGAAACGAGCAUAAUCCAUUUAGCCAGCCGGUUCAUAAAGGAAACACUGCCAACAAAAUCUCCUUAUUUGAAAACAAAAGGGCCAACAGUAGUAGCCCAAGACAUGCUGAUGUUCGAAGUACGAGGAACCCUCCUGCCUCCUGUAAUAAAACGUUUGUUGGGAGGGCGAAGCUGAAUUUAGCCAAGAAAGCCAAAGAGAUGGAGCAAUCUGAAAAGAAAGUAAUGCCAAACAGUCACCAGAAUGGUAUGCUGGCAAAGGAAACCUCGACGGAAUCCAGAGUUACUGAGGAGGAGAUCCCCCCAGCAGCCGGCAGCCCCAGUGCCGGGGGAUCGGGGGGCCAGCCUCCCCAAGGCCAAGCUCUUGGCCCUCCACCUCACCCCAGUGCUAGAGCAGAAGAGCACACAGACGCCGGCUGCCCUCCCGAAGCAGUGGUCGCAGCUCUGAAUCCUGUCGAGGACCAUGAGGCCUCAGGAGAGGAUGACUCAAAGGCCGCGGGGAGCAAAAGACUUGCACUUGAAAAUAUGACUGAUCCGGCACAGGCCGUUCCCGCCAUUCUUGAUACCAAAGAGCCCCCCCCACCGGCCGCACCAAAGCCACAGGAUACGUUAUCUGACUCACAGCCCCCAGCUGAGUCAUCUAACGGGCCUUCUCCCUCCCAGCCUGCACCCAAAGGCGCAUGUGUUCGGGCUCCCAUAAGCGGUCUCCCACGAACUGAUCUAAAAGCGUCAGAAAACCAUAACGGCUGUGUUCUGCCCCCGUCACCUAAGAACGGUGGGACAGUGCAGCCCUCCAAGCUUGAAGGAGGAGGAGGGGCAGCAGCGAGGCCUCCUCCGUCCGCAGAGCACGGCCCGGAGGCCGUGGGGCCCGAGUGCCCAUCCACGGUCCUUGUCCACGUCCGGUCUUUCAUGCUCCCCGUGGAGAGCACCCACGAUGCAGGCGCCCAGGUCAUCUCCGAGGGCCCCGAAGUCAGAGGAGCCCAGCUGCCAAGUUGUCAGAACGAUCCACUCGAAGUGGUUUCUGUCGCAAGCUGUGCUCCCCCGAAAGAGGAAGGCCCGGGCCGCGAGGGCACGGCGCCCAAACCCGGCCAUCGCAGCGAGGAAACCGCAGCCGAACCUGGCCCCCAAGUCACGCUUGCAGAAUCCGGGGAGCACCUGCGACCUGCGACCCUGCAGGGCGACCCCAGCGCGGGCGGCCCCCCGGGCGGCGCUCCAGGGCCCCACGCGAGUGCGGCGAGCGGCCCGGACAGCCCUGCCAGCCUCGGGAGCGGCCCCGCGGGGGGCGACGACAGCCUGCUGGACUCUUCUUCCGACAUGGAGAAGUUCACUGAAAUCAUCAAAAACAUGGACAGCACAGCCUGUGUGCCCCAGAAGAAGAAGAAGGCCAGGGUGCCCAGCUGCCCCGCCCCUCCCUUUGUCAUGCCGCCCAUCCACGAGGACCACCUGGAAAAGGUGUUAGAUCCCAACGUGUUCACCUGUGGCUUGGGGAAGAAAAAGGACAGCCCCCCAGAAAUGUCACCGGCCCUGCACUUGAUGCAGAGUCUUUACACAAAAUCCAACCUGAGGAGCAAACGCAUGUCCACGGAGCAGAGCGUCCCCUUCGGGUCGUCGGUCCCGGCCCCGGACGGGAAGGCUGAGCCUCCCACGGGCCCCGAGACCGAGGACAAAGAGAACAGAGAUGUCCCAAGCGGCGGCGUGAAGAGAUCGAGGCUGGAGAAAAGCGCGCUCUUCUCCAGCAUGUUGCCCUCAGCACAAGACAGAGUCUUUUCUCCGUCGGUGACGUCGGUGAGCACCAUGAGCACGUGCUUCGGCGCUGCCCGGAGCAGCGGUUCUCUUGCUCGGCCUCCGAGGCCCGGGGCAGAGGGCGCCCCGCCCUGCCGGGCAGACCAGGAGCGGCCCAGCCUCCCACCCGGCAGCCUCAGGGUCUUCGGUUUCGACGCGACAAAUGCAUCCCUCUCGGGUCUGAAAAGUCCAGGCUACAUGGAGAAAUACCUGCCCAGGGAGGAGACCAAAGAAGAUCCGGGGUCGCAGAGCAACGGACACCUGCCCGAAGCCAAACUGUCCGAGUUUCCUAAACCGAAGACCGGCAACGAUCGCGCCGAGAGCGUCCUGAAGUCGAGCCUGCCCAACCCCGGACACAGCGACGCGGACUUCAUGGGUCUCUUCAAAUCCAGCCGGUUCGACCCAAACGUGUCUUUUUCUGCAAUGUCAUUAUCAGAUGCAACCAUGCUUAGAGGAAGUCUUACAAAUAAAAUCAAUCCCCGACCCGGAAAGGUAGUGAUCUACAGGGACCCGGAUGUCUCUGAGGAGUGCAUUGAAAUUUUCAGUGACAUUGAGGAUUGCAGCUCUUGGAGCCUCUCUCCGGUGGUAAUCAUCAAGGUCGUCAGAGGAUGUUGGAUUUUGUAUGAGAAACCAAAUUUUGAAGGGCACUCCAUCCCCUUAGAAGAAGGAGAAUUGGAACUCUCUGGUCUCUGGGGUAUAGAAGAUAUUUUGGAAGGAAACGAGGAAGCAGAGUCCACUAAGCCUGUGGUGAUUGGUUCAAUCAGACAUGUGGUCCAGGAUUACAGAGUUAGUCAGAUUGACUUAUUUACAGAACCAGAAGGGUUAGGACUCCUAAAUUCUUACUUUGAUGACACUGAAGAGAUGCAAGGGUUUGGUAUAAUGCAGAAGACUUGUUCCAUUAAAGUACAUUGGGGCACGUGGCUGAUUUAUGAAGAACCUGGAUUUCAGGGUGUGCCUUUUGUCCUGGAACCUGGUGAAUACCCCGACUUAUCCUUCUGGGAUACAGAAGAGGCGUAUAUUGGGUCCAUGCGGCCUCUGAAAAUGGGUGGACGUAAAGUCGAAUUCCCUACAGAUCCAAAGGUAGUUAUUUAUGAAAAGCCUUUCUUUGAAGGAAAAUGUAUGGAACUAGAAACAGAAAUGUGUAGUUUUAUCACGGAAGCAGGUGAAACAGAGGAAACGACAGAUGACAGUUCGCCAUUUACGUCUGUGGGCUCAAUGAAAGUUCUGAGAGGAAUUUGGGUUGCUUAUGAGAAGCCUGGAUUUACAGGUCAUCAGUAUUUGCUUGAAGAAGGGGAGUACAAGGACUGGAAAGAUUGGGGAGGUUACAAUGGAGAACUUCAGUCUUUACGACCUAUAUUAGGUGAUUUUUCAAAUGCUCACAUGAUAAUGUACAGUGAAAAAAACUUUGGAUCCAAAGGUUCCAGUAUUGAUGUGUUAGGAAUUGUUGCUAACUUAAAGGAGACCGGAUAUGGAUUGAAGACACAGUCUAUUAAUGUACUGAGUGGAGUGUGGGUAGCCUAUGAGAAUCCUGACUUCACGGGAGAACAAUACAUACUGGAUAAAGGCUUCUAUACCAGUUUUGAGGACUGGGGAGGCAAAAAUUGUAAGAUCUCUUCUGUUCAACCCAUAUGUUUGGAUUCUUUCACUGGUCCAAGGAGACGAAAUCAGAUUCAGUUGUUUUCAGAACCACAGUUUCAAGGUCGCAGUCAAGGUUUUGAAGAAACAACAAGUCAAAUUGAUGAUUCGUUCUCUACCAAGUCUUGCAGAGUUUUAGGAGGGAGCUGGGUUGCGUAUGAUGGAGAAAAUUUCUCUGGUAAUCAGUACGUGUUGGAAGAAGGCCACUAUCCUUGUCUCUCUGCAAUGGGAUGCCUGCCUGGAGCAACUUUCAAGUCUCUUCGUUUUAUAGAUGCUGAAUUUUCUGAACCAACAAUUAUUCUUUUUGAAAGAGAAGACUUCAAAGGAAAGAAGAUUGAACUUAAUGCAGAAGUAGUUAAUCUCCGAUCCCUAGGAUUCAACACACAGAUACGCUCUGUUCAGGUGAUUGGUGGCAUAUGGGUUACUUAUGAAUACGGCAAUUACAGGGGUCGACAGUUCCUACUGUCACCAGCGGAAGUCCCGAAUUGGUACAAGUUCAGUGGUUGCCGCCAGAUAGGUUCUCUACGACCUUUUGUUCAGAAACGAAUUUAUUUCAGACUUCGAAACAAAGCAACAGGCUUAUUCAUGUCCACCAAUGGAAACUUAGAGGAUCUGAAGCUCCUUAGAAUACAGGUCAUGGAGGAUGUCGGUGCUGAUGAUCAGAUUUGGAUUUAUCAAGAAGGAUGCAUCAAAUGCAGGAUAGCGGAAGACUGCUGCCUCACGAUCGUGGGGAGCCUCGUGACCUCUGGCUCUAAACUGGGCCUAGCCCUCGACCAGAAUGCCGACAGUCAGUUCUGGAGCAUGAAGUCGGAUGGCAGGAUCUACAGCAAGCUGAAACCAAAUUUAGUUUUAGAUGUCAAAGGAGGUACGCACUAUGACCAAAAUCACAUUAUCCUCAACACUGUGAGCAACGAGAAGCUAACACAAGUGUGGGAAGCCAUGGUCCUGUAGACCUGACUGAAGAACGCAGGAGUACUUGUGCACUUAUGGAGGUCUUCCAGCUGCUUCACACACACACACAACUGACAGAGAGCAAGACGAAAGCGGGCCCGCUGCUCCUUCAGAAACUCUAAAUCCUCCCCUGAGUGACACUGCCAUGACCAGGACUACCGUCUCAUCUUUUUUCAAAAGACUGUAAUAGCUUUAAACCAACAGUUUGUCCUUCUUUCAUUUCCUGCCUUUCGUUCGUUUCCUUCAGUAGCUGCUUAACAGGUUGCCUCAUUAGCAGCUUUUGGGUGUUUUUAAAAAAAUGUUAUAUCAGGACUAUGUACAUUUUAAAUUAUUUCCAAAGAUAGCGACAGCAGAGACUAGGAAUAGACUUUGGACAGGAUUUGUGGGCCCACCAAUCUUACACUUUAGAGGGAAGAAUAAAAGCUCAAGUCUGCAAGGCAGGAGACUGGUUAGCAUCUGAGAAGAAAUAACAGUAAUUUUGGUCCUUCUGUUUUCUGGAAUUAUUAAUUAUGCUAUAGAGCAAAAUGGGGAAAGGCUUCUAGAAUCAAUUUUAAGAAACUAAAUAAACACAAUACUAUUUUC
Nyctereutes procyonoides (raccoon dog) is the source of this 6788-nucleotide messenger RNA. RefSeq names its product crystallin beta-gamma domain containing 1 (gene CRYBG1). The coding region runs from base 72 to 6206 and encodes 2044 amino acids. NCBI's taxonomy places the organism in Eukaryota, Metazoa, Chordata, Mammalia, Carnivora, Canidae. The record is from RefSeq and is a predicted model, not a curated record. The transcript is spliced from 22 exons.